AUGUUCGAACACGGACGGCCAUACCACCGGUUCGCGCCCGCCGACUUGACCGCCAGCGUCGCCGUCGGCGCCGAACCUUCUAGAAGCCGCCUGGCACUUCGCCUAGCGCUUCGGUCGCACGACGGCGACACCGGCCCAGCUUCGGUGACUUGCACUUUUUGUCCAUCUCUAACCGUUGGCACGACGCCUUUUCCGCGUCGCCGUGCCCCCAAUUUUUAUGUGUGCGUCGCUGUCACGUGUGCGUGCCCAAAACCUCGUGGUUUUCCGUUUCCACCGAGCUUGAACUUAUUACCUACCUGUGUGCCGCCGUUCAUAGUUGAGCGAGCCGCCACGAUUGCUGUGUGCCGCCGCUAA
Molecule: messenger RNA, 354 nt
Organism: Macrosiphum euphorbiae (potato aphid)
Lineage: Eukaryota; Metazoa; Arthropoda; Insecta; Hemiptera; Aphididae
Source: the annotation of a GenBank genome assembly